Vicia faba (fava bean) is the source of this 258-nucleotide messenger RNA. The record is from the annotation of a GenBank genome assembly. Lineage: Eukaryota; Viridiplantae; Streptophyta; Magnoliopsida; Fabales; Fabaceae.
AUGGUUGAUCUUGUCUCGCAGUCAGAGGAAUAUUCCAAAGAAUUGGAUGUUGCUGUCCGAGCCGUGCCAAUGGCUUGCUAUAAGGAUUUUAGUGCUUCGGUGGCAGUUGCAGGUUGGAGUGUCAAAGCAAUUGUCAGCUGUAUAUUGUCUGUAUAUUUAGGAGGUGAAAAUAUCUCGAUUCUAGCCGAAGGCGAUGAUGUUCAGACUCUUUCCAACACUAAUGCUGUCGAUGCUAGUUGGUCCUCUUCCAGCCUUUGA